GAGGGGGAGAGACGGUGUCUAGUGACCGAGGGUACGCUCGUCCUCGCACCUCCCUCUUUGCCGUCGGUCGGAGCAGUCGCGCGCCACCGGAGUGCGCGAGGAAGUGGGAUUUAUUCUCCUCGUGCGAAUCGACACGUUGGACAUCAGCGAACUAUUCCCGAAGAUGCUCUUCUUCCUGCUGCCCGCCGUGGCUCUUCUGCUGAGCAGAGAAUCCACGGUCUCCGGGAGCACUAACGACAAAUGGCUGAGCUCCGUCUCCCAGUACAAGGACAGAUCCUGGAACAGAUUCAGAGACGAUGACUACUUCAAAAGCUGGGCUCCUGCCAAGUCUCUGGACCAAGAGCGAGAAGCAGAACCUGGCAGACAUGGAGACCCGGGAACUAAAGCUCACUCCGGCUCAGCCAAGAAGACAAUCCAGGAUGGUCCAGAUGCCACCAAAGACCCCUGUCUGAAGGUGCGCUGCCCUCCCCACAAGGUGUGUGUCAGCCAUGACUAUCAGACUGCCAUCUGCACCAAUCACAAGCAGCCACCUCACAGUGUGAAACCCAGGAAAGGCGGUGCAGGCCACAAGCACAGGCUCGAAGCAGGAGCUCAUGGGAAAUGUAGGCCAUGCUCGGGCACCCAGUCGAGUUCUGUGUGUGGAUCUGACGGACACACUUACUCCUCUUGGUGUAAGUUGGAGUUCCAGAGCUGCUUGUCUGGGAAGACGAUUUCAGCCAAAUGUGACGGGCUGUGUCCCUGCUUGCCUGGUCAGGAGCCCAGCAGACCACCACAUAAGACUGGAAAGGCCGCCUGCACUGACACACAGCUCCACAGUCUGGCUGCGAGACUAAAGGACUGGUUCGGAGUUCUGCACCUCGACGCCAACAGAGACCUCAAAUCCUCUGACAGCUUUGACUCCACCGCUGGACACUUCGACACCAGCAUCUUGCCCAUCUGCAAGGACUCGCUCGGCUGGAUGUUCAACAAGCUCGACAUGAACUUUGACCUCCUGCUGGACCAAUCGGAGCUGAGUGCCAUUUACCUGGACAAGUAUGAGCUGUGCAUGAAGCCCCUCUUCAACUCUUGUGACUCCUUCAAGGACGGCAAGCUGUCCAACAACGAGUGGUGCUACUGCUUCCAGAAACCUGAGGGACUGCCCUGCCAAGCUGAGAAGAGCAGAAUCCAGAACCAGAGUCGAAGGAAGAGCCUCAUUGGCUUUUAUAUCCCCCGCUGCACUGAGGAGGGCUACUACAAACCAACCCAGUGUCACGGCAGCACGGGCCAGUGUUGGUGUGUGGACAAGUACGGCAACGAGAUCGCUGGCUCCAGAAAACAAGGCAACCCGAACUGCGAUGAGGACCAAGAGACAUCGGGGGAUUUCGGCAGCGGCGGCGCCGUCAUUCUCCUGGACGACCAGGAGGAGGAGCCAUCACGGAGCGGGCGCAGCCGGCAGAAGAAAAGACGGGGCCGGAUUCACCCCCGAGGAGCCAUCGAGGACGACGAGGACGAGGGAGACGACAAGGAUGACGAGCUUGGCUAUGUUUGGUAGCUCCGCCCCAUUUUAUUUCGCCAUCGGCCAACCAGGAAACUCGGCACAAAUCUGAAGCCAUUCCAACGUCUCCUCCUCCAGUUACUUUGGGAGCAGUCCAUCUUUUGUCUCCUGAACUUGCCCUUGUGAUUUCUGUACCUUCUGCAUACCCCUCUUUCAGCAAACCUCAUCCGACCUCUUCAUUUUCAAGUGUUUUCACUUUCAGAUGCACAACAGCCACCAACUAGAUUUCUGCUCAAGCUUUCCACUCUCUGCCCCCGGCUUGCCCCCAAACCUGCAAUCUAUAACCCCCUCUAACAUGGACUUGCUCCUCUAUUGUCCCAAGUACUGCCUGUGUCUCCUUCCUUUUCCUCUUCUAUCUCUGUGCAUCCAUGUCGGAGCCUCUGGUCGGCCCAGAUAGUGGAUCAAAUCCCUCCCUGUCCUUCCAUCAGCGGCUUCACCCUCAUGUUCGGUGUCCCGCCGUCAGGCUCCUUCCAGUGUUCAAAGAUGAGCUCAGAGAGGCUCCCCUCUCGCUCUUGUUAUUUCAUGGAGGAUUGUAAAUUAUUUCGUUGUUGAUCUUGAAUGUCCCAGAAAGCCCAGGAAGCAAUGAGAUAAAUGAUGUAUUGUCGUUGUUGUUGCAUGUUCCUCAUCGUGUUUCUGUGAAAGAGAGACCUGGCCAGGUCUAUAGCUCUAUGCAUCUCAAGCAGAAAGUGAUUCCUAUUUGGCUGCUACAAUACUUGUUGCUAUGUUGAUGCUGUCUAGUGUCUUUUUAGUUCUUCUCCCAAUCUCAGGAGGUAGGAGGUGGCAUUUGCAGAGCGAUAGCAGUUUAGAAGAAUCGAACUACAAGGCCUACAGUCCAAACCUGUGGCGUUUGGCCGGCUGUCCUUUAGUUAUCAGUCGGUAGGGCUUCUGAGGCUGUUUGGCUGUGAAUAGACUCGAGAGGAAGAAGCUGCUCCUGAGCUGGGAGGACACAUGAAGUCAGGCGAGCAGAGAAGAGGCUCCGCUCCGCCUCCCAACACUGGAUAUGUCCGUGAUUUAAAAAUUGAAAUCCUCACUGUGUCAACUAAGUGAACUUUUAUUUGUAACUUUGAACAUUUAAGUAAAGUGGCACUUUGGGUGUCUUUUGAACCUUC
Messenger RNA from Pungitius pungitius (ninespine stickleback), 2643 nucleotides. It is a transcript of the gene spock1, whose product is annotated as SPARC (osteonectin), cwcv and kazal like domains proteoglycan 1. Gene Ontology annotation, biological process: anatomical structure development. Gene Ontology annotation, molecular function: protein binding; extracellular matrix binding; calcium ion binding. The record is from RefSeq and is a predicted model, not a curated record. The transcript has 12 exons. NCBI's taxonomy places the organism in Eukaryota, Metazoa, Chordata, Actinopteri, Perciformes, Gasterosteidae. The coding region runs from base 164 to 1531 and encodes 455 amino acids.